CCCCCCGAUCCCACACAGAAAUAGUUUUUUUUUGUGUCGAAUGUUAAUGAACUUUUGCGCUAGUUUUACCGUAAAGCCCGAAUAAACAUUCAACACUAACACUAACAACAACAACAACAAAAGCUGACAAAAGUUUUUUGAACUUGCCUUCCACACAAAAAAAAAAGUUUUUUUUUAACAUUUGCUUUUCGUUCUUCGUGUGUUUCAGUUUUUCGUUUCGGUUUUUUUUUUUUUGUUUUUUUGGGAGGGUUUCUUAUAUUUUUUGAGUUGUCGAAGGUGGAAUUUGGUCGUUGGCUUUCUAUAGAUAGAUAUUUGGUGAGGAGAGAUCUAUGUGGUGGGGAGAACACGAACACACAAAAUGAGUUAUUACCUGUGAGAUCUGCAGUGAAAGUAAAGUGAGGCAUAGGAAUAGUAUAGAUAAUACCCAGUAAGGAUAAUCCCAGGCAAAAAAAUACAAGUAAAAGAUUAUUGAAACCAUAUUUAAAUUUACGAUAAGUUCGGAGCCCAAUAAUAUGCAGACAGCUGUCUGUUCUAUAAAUCAACUUUGAAACGCUAUAAAUAACAUUCGUAAACAACAAAUGAAUGAAAGUACUUACGAUGCUAGGCUAUCUAUAUUAUCGGAAAUUAACCAUUCCUUUAUGAGCAUAUUCGAAUUUUAUGAUCGCAAAAAAUUCCCACACUUCAAACGAUAUUGUGCAAGGCAUUUGCCUGCCAUAUACGAGUAGUAUAACCAGCCAUACGAUCGGAUCUCUAUCCACAAACGUUUUGCACUUUAGUCUGUGCGCUAUUUUUGUUGGUUUUAUUUUCGUUUUAGUUUGGGAAUGUUGUGGCUUUUAGAUACCGGAAUUCUAUAUAGAUUAUAACCGUCAGAGUCAUCAUGACUAAGACAGAUUGCGAAAUAAGCUUAGAUAAGAAUUUGAUUUAUUUUAUUCUGACUCAUUCCCCCCACCCCUAGAAACACCAUCGAAUCAUAGGGAAAUUCUGGUCUAACCAGGAAAUUCCCUUGCAACUUCAUUCAAACGCACUCAAAAAUGUCCCUCGAACAUUUUAACGCUCAAACGAAUUUCCAAUUUGAAGGGAAAUUUUCAGAUCAAAUGGGAACAUUUUCUUGUUGGUGGUUGAUUUUUCCCGUUUUCCAUUUUCGGGUUUUUUUUUUGGGGGGUUCGAGGCAGAUUUUUCGGCCGCUCACCCACCAGUCUCCGUUGCACCAUCAGACCAAGAACUACAUACGUGUGCGGCAAUGUGAAUAAUCGCGUAAUUCCCCCGGUUUUGAGAUCCAAAUCCCAGUGGUGUGUGGCGUUUGGCGUGUGUGUGUGUGUGUGUGCAUCACCAAAAAUGACUGAUUUCUCAAUGAACGAUAUCUUGAGAUCGUUUAGAAAAAUGCGCAUGAAUAAGAGUACGGGUCAGGGCGGACACCACCAGUAUCAUCCCCAGCAGCAGCAUCCUCAGAAUAUUCAGGCCUAUCAGCACACCUAUCCCGUGCAACAGUCCAAGGAUUUGAAGAAAAUCAUCAAAAUAAUUAAAAAGAAUUUAAUCAAAGAGAAAAUUACGCGACAAAUGAAAAUACUUGUUUAA
Molecule: messenger RNA, 1575 nt
Organism: Drosophila obscura
Lineage: Eukaryota; Metazoa; Arthropoda; Insecta; Diptera; Drosophilidae
Exons: 1
Coding region: 1336-1575 (79 amino acids)
Source: RefSeq, a predicted model, not a curated record